This is a messenger RNA of Eruca vesicaria subsp. sativa (arugula), 2334 nucleotides long. NCBI's taxonomy places the organism in Eukaryota, Viridiplantae, Streptophyta, Magnoliopsida, Brassicales, Brassicaceae. The record is from the annotation of a GenBank genome assembly.
UAUCUCUCUCCCUCUUCUUCCUCCUCCUCUCUCCUCUAAAUGCAGCAGCUUCCUCUCUCUCAUCCCUGCUAACUUCCCCUUACUCCUCCCUUCUCCCCAUGAAGCUCUCGAGAAUACUCCCACGAACUGUCCUCUCGAGUAUUGUUUUACUUCAGUAGAUUGCUAAAAAAGCUAUGACUUUAGGAGGAGGUUGUUGGGGUCAGAGACUCACUCAAGCAGCUUCUUCUCAAUCAGAUGAAUCUGCUUCUGAUUUGGAGAGGAACCAUCACUGCAACCACUUGAGUCUUCCUUCCUCUUCAAGCCCUUCUUCUCUUAAUCCAUUCACAUUCAACGUCCAGCACGCUGAGAGCAAUGCUCCUUACUUCUCCUGGCCUACUCUCAGCCGUCUCAACAAUGCUGUGGAAGACAGAGCUAACUACUUUGCUAAUCUCCAGAAAGGGGUUUUGCCUGAGAUUGUUGGGAGGUUGCCUUCAGGACAACAAGCUACUACUUUGCUUGAGCUUAUGACUAUCAGAGCGUUUCAUAGUAAAAUCCUGCGUCGGUUUAGUCUUGGCACUGCUGUUGGGUUUAGGAUCACUCGUGGUGUGUUGACGAAUACUCCAGCGAUACUUGUGUUUGUUGCUAGGAAAGUACAUAGGCAGUGGCUUAAUCCAAUGCAGUGUCUUCCUUCAGCUCUUGAGGGUCCUGGAGGGGUUUGGUGUGAUGUAGAUGUUGUGGAGUUUCAAUAUUACGGAGCUCCUGCAGCAACGCCAAAGGAACAGGUUUAUAAUGAACUUGUGGAUGGUUUGAGAGGAAGUGAUCCCUGCAUUGGCUCUGGUUCUCAGGUUGCAAGCCAAGAAACGUAUGGGACCUUGGGAGCUAUAGUGAAAAGCAGAACCGGUAACCAUCAGGUCGGUUUCCUUACUAACCGGCAUGUGGCAGUUGAUUUGGACUAUCCAAGCCAGAAAAUGUUUCAUCCUUUACCUCCAAGCCUUGGACCUGGUGUCUACCUCGGUGCUGUUGAGAGAGCAACAUCGUUUAUUACAGAUGAUCAGUGGUACGGCAUAUUUGCUGACACAAAUCCAGAAACAUUUGUGAGAGCGGACGGUGCCUUUAUUCCAUUUGCAGAAGAUUUCAGUAUGAGCAAUGUAACCACAGUGAUAAAGGGAAUAGGUGAGAUAGGCAAUGUCCACGUCAUAGACUUGCAAUCACCUAUCGAUACACUUAUUGGCAAACAAGUUGUUAAAGUUGGAAGAAGCUCUGGAUACACCACUGGAACCGUUAUGGCUUAUGCAUUGGAAUACAACGACGAGAAAGGGAUCUGUUUCCUCACAGAUUUUCUAGUCAUUGGUGAGAACCAGCAAACUUUUGACCUUGAAGGUGACAGUGGAAGCCUUAUACUCUUAACAAGUCCAAAUGGUCAGAAGCCACGACCUGUUGGGAUCAUUUGGGGUGGAACAGCAAACAGAGGACGACUUAAACUGAUAUCUGGACAAGAACCUGAGAACUGGACGAGUGGAGUUGAUCUUGGUCGGCUUUUGGAUCUCUUGGAGUUAGAUCUCAUCACAUCAAACCAUGAGCUUGAAGCUGCUAGAGAACAGAGAAACACUUCGGUUACAGCAAUUGGUUCAACGGUUUGCCAGUCAUCACCACCUGACCCGGUUCCAUCAGGAGAUAAACAAGAUGAGAACAACUUUGAGCCGUUUAUACCGCCUGAGUUUCAUAUAGAAGAAGCUGUCAAACCAAAACCUGAAGUAGAGGAACAUGUGUUCAUUGCUCCUUUAUCGUUAAACGAGUCUACUUCUACUAGUAGAGUGCAAGAGAGACUCAAAGUUGAUGAUCUUGUCGCGUUAAAGAGCAGUUCUGAAGAAGAAGAAGAGGUUAGCAUUUCGUUGCAGCUAGGCGAGCCUAAGCUAAAGAAACAAAAGUUUUAUUAGUUGAAAGUUGAGCCUAAAGCAAAGGGGGAGUAAACCGAAAAUGGAUAUCUCCUUUACCAGUUCCCGGUUGAGUAUGGUUUGAUGGCGAAUUGAUUAAAAUCGCCUCAAAAAUUUUAUGUCGUAAAUUGUUCAUAAUAUUAUUAUUCUUUGCGGACGAAAAUAACAUUCGAAGUAAAGUGUCGAGAGUCUGUAGCAGAAUUGUAUGAGCUUAAAGUUUUAUGAAAUUCAAAUGUAAUAGUAAUCCAGGUGGGGUAUUAAACCGGUAACGGUUUAGAAGUUUUGGCUUUUGAUUUCUGGUUUGACCGUUUAUAAAAGAGUUUGUGACUACCGCGAAUCUGGAAAAAGAGCGUUGAAAGCAAAAGGUCACUUUCCACGGGGGAGGAAAUGUUUGUCUUUUUCAAUUUAUCGAGGAACCAGG